AUGCAACCUAUUACUACCACCUCUGCCCAAGCGGCUCAAAAGAAUAAAUCCUCUGAAAAGAAAGACAAUUAUAUAAUUAAGGGUCUUUUCUGGGACCCUGCCUGUGUUAUUGCUUGA
Molecule: messenger RNA, 117 nt
Organism: Saccharomyces mikatae IFO 1815
Lineage: Eukaryota; Fungi; Ascomycota; Saccharomycetes; Saccharomycetales; Saccharomycetaceae
Gene: MFA2
Product: mating pheromone a
Exons: 1
Coding region: 1-117 (38 amino acids)
Molecular function (GO): mating pheromone activity
Source: RefSeq, a predicted model, not a curated record